Messenger RNA from Emiliania huxleyi CCMP1516, 1638 nucleotides. RefSeq names its product alpha-tubulin. Gene Ontology annotation, biological process: microtubule cytoskeleton organization; mitotic cell cycle. Gene Ontology annotation, cellular component: microtubule; cytoplasm. The transcript is spliced from 9 exons. Gene Ontology annotation, molecular function: GTP binding; structural constituent of cytoskeleton. The record is from RefSeq and is a predicted model, not a curated record. Bases 16 to 1365 code for a protein of 449 amino acids. Lineage: Eukaryota; Haptophyta; Isochrysidales; Noelaerhabdaceae.
CUCCCAACGAUAAAAAUGCGCGAGUGCAUCACCCUCCACCUCGGCCAGGCCGGCGUCCAGACCGGCAACGCCUGCUGGGAGCUCUUCUGCCUCGAGCACGGCAUCCAGCCCGACGGCCAGAUGCCGUCCGACAAGACGAUUGGCGGCGGUGACGACGCGUUCAACACCUUCUUCUCCGAGACGGGGUCGGGCAAGCACGUCCCGCGCACCGUCUUCAUCGACCUCGAGCCGACCGUCAUCGAUGAGGUCCGCACGGGCACGUACCGCCAGCUCUACCACCCGGAGCAGCUCAUCUCGGGCAAGGAGGACGCGGCGAACAACUACGCCCGCGGCCACUACACCGUUGGCAAGGAGAUCGUCGACCUGGUCCUCGACCGCAUCCGCAAGCUCGCAGACAACUGCACCGGCCUCCAGGGCUUCUUCGCCUUCAACGCCAUCGGCGGCGGCACCGGCUCCGGCCUGGGCGCCCUCCUCCUCGAGCGCCUCUCGGUCGACUACGGCCGCAAGUCCAAGGUCUCCUUCACCAUCUACCCGGCGCCGCAGGUCUCGACCGCCGUCGUCGAGCCGUACAACUGCGUCCUCUCGACGCACACGCUGCUCGAGCAUACGGACGUCACCUUCAUGGUCGACAACGAGGCGCUGUACGACAUCUGCCGCCGCAACCUCGACAUCGAGCGGCCGACGUACACCAACCUCAACCGGCUCACCGCCCAGAUCAUCUCGUCGAUGACCGCCUCGCUCCGCUUCGACGGCGCGCUCAACGUCGACCUCACCGAGUUCCAGACCAACCUGGUCCCGUACCCGCGCAUCCACCUGGCGAUCGCCUCGUUUGCGCCAAUCAUCUCGGCCGAGAAGGCGUACCACGAGCAGCUCUCCGUCUCGGAGAUCACCAACGCCGUCUUCGAGCCCGCAUCGAUGCUCGUCAAGGUCGACCCGCGCCACGGCAAGUACAUGGCGUGCUGCCUCAUGUACCGCGGCGACGUGGUGCCCAAGGACGUCAACUCGGCGGUCGCCACCAUCAAGACGAAGCGCACCAUCCAGUUCGUCGACUGGGGCCCCACCGGCUUCAAGUGCGGCAUCAACUACCAGCCGCCCACGGUCGUGCCGGGCGGCGACCUCGCCAAGGUGAUGCGCGCCGUCACGAUGAUGUCCAACACGACCUGCAUCGCCGAGAUCUACUCGCGCAUCGACCACAAGUUCGACCUGAUGUACGCCAAGCGCGCCUUCGUGCACUGGUACGUCGGCGAGGGCAUGGAGGAGGGCGAGUUCUCCGAGGCGCGCGAGGACAUGGCCGCCCUCGAGAAGGACUACGAGGAGGUCGGCGCCGACUCGGCUGAGGGCGACGGCGAGGAGGAGGAGUACUAGGGCGGCACCUCCCCCGUCCCUUCCGCGCCAGCGCCCGACCCCGCCAAGGGCCCCCUCCUCGCUUUUCGGGGGUGGCGCGGGGCCGCGAGGUCGCGGCUCGCGCGGACAUGUGAGGCCCGGGGUGUGCCACGGCGCUCUCUACGUUGACGCUUAGCUGCCGCGAGCCUGCACUUUCGCGGCGUCACUGGAGCUGUGUGCGUGUGCCCCUCGUUGGCCGCAAUUUCGAGAGGCCGUGACGCGUGAGACUGAGAGGUCCGCCAUAAAUAAAUAAAU